AUGGCAGCUGGCCUAUUGAAUGAAAGAACGAAGAAGCGUACGAAGGGAGAGAACACUGCCACCAUUUCGAAAGAAAAUGGCUCUUCAUGUGAUAAGCCUAAGCCAAAGAAGGUUCCUCUGCAAUCGUUUUUGAUUCAUUUUUCAAUGGACAUAUUUAAAAAUAAACCAGAUCGUUGUAGGAAGCGAAUUUAUGACGCCGUUAAUGAGCAGCUUCGCCGUGCUGAAGCCACUAUCGGAUUACUACGUUAUAUUGAUCCUCAGCUACAUCAACUGAAUCGUCAGCUUGGAUUUCUAAACAUGAAGUGUCGCACCUAUUAUAAUCGUUUUGCUUUCAAUAAGGAACUGCGUAAACAGCAACAAGACAUCGACAAGGCUAGGGAAACUAUGACAAGCACUCUUGAACGUUACAAAAAAUGUGAGCUCGAGCUGGAAGCGAAAAGAGUUCAGUUGGAGAUGUACGAAAAAAUUCGUGAUAUCAAGGAAGAUUUAGAUGGUAUGAGCGACAUGGAAAAGCUGCAGAAAAUGAAGAGAGCAAUUGGAGAGGUCCUUUCCCUUUCGCCGAUUGAAUACGAAUCUGAUGCUAAUAAUGGUGAGUUCGACGUGUACAUUAUGAACGCAAAUUACCCUCCAUAUAUAUGUCUAGUGCGUUCUGCUUUCCUUCAGAAAGUCCAUUUUCGGACGAUUCCUCUGAGUCUACCAAUAGUUCGGCCUGGGACGAUAUUUCACCGCUUAACCACUGGUUAUGAUUUAAAAGAGCAGUUCAAGUUAAAACCGUCUGGAAAAGUGAGUAGACGAGUCAAGUAUCGGCGAAAGGAAUGGCCACUUAUUGUAGCUAUUCGUGACCAUCUAGUCAACACUAAAGCACGUAGUAGUCCAUGCAGUGCCGUAACGUUGUUUUGA
This is a messenger RNA of Angiostrongylus costaricensis, 900 nucleotides long. NCBI's taxonomy places the organism in Eukaryota, Metazoa, Nematoda, Chromadorea, Rhabditida, Metastrongylidae. The record is from the annotation of a GenBank genome assembly.